AUGGCCCAAUACGCCCCCUACACAGCAUCUCCAGAAUGGCACCCCGCCCUCGCAAACCAGCAUCGCAGCAACAUCCUCUCCCACUCCAAGCGAAAGGCCGAAGAGGACUUUGAGUCCCAAUCACACAUUUCCUCCCACUUCAAGAAACUCCGGCUGAACCAGAACCAUGCGAACCAGCCUACGCAUGCGACUGCGCACUCGCAGACAUACACGCCGCAGCAUCACUACCCAGCUCCGGCGGUGCCUUCACCGCCGUCGUCGACGUACAAUCUACACCACGCGCAGCCGAGUUCCCCAACGAUCUCCUUCCGCCCUCACAUCGCCAACACAGACGCUCGACCCGCCCUUGCAGUCGCACCACCACCAACACCACCACAACCGCAAUCCGACCCCGUCGCCCUCGACCGGGCAAUCCACACCCAUGACUUCGCUUUUCCCCCAAGUGCACCUCAUUCGACACCUACCGCGAUCGAGACCAUCAAGCCCCCGACUCUCGCGGACACGGACUUCAUGACCAUCGACGACACCCCCCACAGGGUAAUCAUCCACGACCUGUCCUCUGAAAUCGCCCAGAUCGAAGCAGAAGAGGCGGCUCACAACGCCACCUUGUUCCUCCCCGACAUCGACAAGAAGGUCUCUACCCUACCCCACCAUUUAUUACAGCAAGGGCAAAACCACGACCGGCACGGCUCACUGCGGAUGGACCUGGAUCUGGGACGUCCGCCAGCCGAGAACCUCAACACCGCGCUGGUCCUAUACAGAGACCCGAGCAGUAUCUCGGUGCCAGAGGAGGAGGACGUCGUCCGGAAGACGAUCAUCGAAGCCAGAAGGCGGGCAAGGGAGAAGGCGGCGGAGGAGCAACGCGAGAGGGAGCGGCAUGCGCGCGAAGCGGAAACCAGGGCUCUCCAGGAACACUGGGACGACGGGAUGGUCGAUCACUCAUUCCAGGACGCCGGAGUCCGCGAGAACCCCAUGGAUUCUGAUUCAGACCCGGAUGCCAUGGAGAUAGAGUGA
Cladophialophora carrionii CBS 160.54 is the source of this 1014-nucleotide messenger RNA. RefSeq lists its product as uncharacterized. The record is from RefSeq and is a predicted model, not a curated record. NCBI's taxonomy places the organism in Eukaryota, Fungi, Ascomycota, Eurotiomycetes, Chaetothyriales, Herpotrichiellaceae. The coding region runs from base 1 to 1014 and encodes 337 amino acids. The transcript has a single exon.